AUGUCGCAGGUACCGGAAAUUGGGCCUCCAUUUUGCAAACUGAAUUCGUUAAUAGUUGCGCAAUCAUCUCCGGACAGUUCGAGGCAUGAUGGAGGCCGUGAAGGCAUGGUCAAGCGGAGCUCGGGGAGUUCGGGACUUACUGCAGAUCCGUUCGGGACAAGCGUGGUGGAGCAAUGCCCCGAAAAACGGAGGCAGAUAGGAGUCAUCAGCGCUGCCUUUUUGAUCUUUAAUAGGAUCAUCGGAACGGCAUCUUUGCAACACCUAGCGCGAUUUUGGCGCUCACGGGUAGUGUCGGGCUGUCUUUGGUGGUAUGGGCUGUGGACGCUGUAUAUCUAUCUUGAAUGGUAUGUCUCAGUAUUAACGCCUGGAAGAAACGGGGGAGAAAAGAAUUACCUGGAAUACGUUUACACGAAACCGAGAUUUCUGGUGACUGCGAUGUUCGCUUCUUAUGCCUUUUUUCUGGGCUGGGCAGCAGGCAACAGCAUUGCCUUUGGCGAGUAUGUCCUUCAUGCGGCGAACGUUGAAGUAAAUAGGUGGAACCAAAGAGGUAUAGGCCUUGCGUGCAUUACCUUGGCCUUUGUCAUACACGCAACUGCCGUCAAAUGGGGUUUACGCAUGCAGAAUUUCUUUGGAGCCGUAAAGUUCCUUAUUGUCCUCAUUAUUGUUAUUGGAGGAGCUGUGGCUCUCACUGGCCAUUUAACUAUUGAGAAGCCUGAUAACUUUUCUCGGCCUUUUGAAGGGAGUAUACCAAGUGUAUAUGGGAUUGUCACGGCUCUGUACAGCGUGAUAUGGUCAUACAUUGGUUACUCGAAUGCAAAUUAUUCAUUGAGCGAGACGAAAAAUCCAGCUAGGACAUUGAAAAUCGCUGCGCCCAUCGGCGUUGGCCUUGCCGGCGUUCUGUACAUGCUUGUCAAUGUCGCAUAUUUUGCCGCUGUCCCGAAGAAGGAGAUUCUGGGUUCAGGCCGUAUUCUUGCGGCCUCCUUUUUUCGAAACGUUUUUGGUCCCAAGGCAGAGCGGGUUCUAUCAGUUUUUGUGGCAUUGUGUGCGUUUGGGAACGUCCAGUCUGUUCUUUUUUCCCAAGGUAGAGUUAUCCAAGAACUGGGCCGGGAAGGAGUUUUGCCAUUUUCGAAGUUCUGGGCAAGCAAUCGACCGUUUAAUUCGCCCGCAGCAGGGCUCUUCGAGCAUUAUGUCAUAUCUGCCGUAGUAAUGCUUGCUCCACCGCCGGGAGAUGCAUAUAACUUCUUGCUCAAGUCAGUUUGGGCUCCUCCGUUUAGUAUUGACUUGUGUCUGACCAUUAGCCAACCCGACAGCUUGAUUUCCUAUCCACUUUCGGUUGUGAACGUAUUCGUCACUGCUGGUUUGAUCCAUAUCUACAUGUUUCCGUCACGUUACCCUGACUGGGCUCCGACCAUUCGAGCCGGCCGACCAAUUUCCUUCUUCUUCCUGGUUUCCAACAUUUUCCUUGUCGUUGCACCAUACCUUCCACCACCAGAUAAGAAGCACAAUGUCUACACGCACUUGCCCUAUUAUAUUCAUUGCGUUGUUGGUCUUGGGAUCUUUGCGGUUGGGACGAUCUACUGGAUUUUCUGGGCAGUAUUAUUUCCUUGGGUCGGGAGGUAUCGUCUUUUGGAGGAGACAGUAAUAGCUCCGGAUGGGUGGUCUAGGCAAAUCAUUACCCACGUUCCUAUCAAUGGGGCCGUGAACGAAAAGGGUCAAUGGAAGUUGAGGUGA
Messenger RNA from Paracoccidioides brasiliensis Pb18, 1731 nucleotides. RefSeq lists its product as uncharacterized. The coding region runs from base 1 to 1731 and encodes 576 amino acids. The transcript has 5 exons. The record is from RefSeq and is a predicted model, not a curated record. Gene Ontology annotation, biological process: amino acid transmembrane transport. Gene Ontology annotation, molecular function: L-amino acid transmembrane transporter activity. Gene Ontology annotation, cellular component: membrane.